Messenger RNA from Neodiprion fabricii, 1705 nucleotides. RefSeq lists its product as uncharacterized. Gene Ontology annotation, cellular component: extracellular region. Gene Ontology annotation, molecular function: chitin binding. The record is from RefSeq and is a predicted model, not a curated record. NCBI's taxonomy places the organism in Eukaryota, Metazoa, Arthropoda, Insecta, Hymenoptera, Diprionidae. The transcript has 2 exons. The coding region runs from base 355 to 1560 and encodes 401 amino acids.
UGUAAAACUGCUCCGCUGUAACGCCCUUUCGUCUGUUGCAUAAAAACGUUUUGGUCCCGGAUCCGAAGGCGCGAGACAAGUGUGAAAUCCUGACAAAAGUAAAGUAGGUGGUGCCCGGCGUUGACUCCUUCAUCCUACGAUAUGUUGUAUAUGUAUAUCGCUCUUACUUUCACUCCCGGCGCAUCUCGGCAAGCCAGGCAAAGGCCUUCCAGCGGAUGAUCCUACGAUCCAUAGACAAUGUAAUUGGUAGUUACCAUCGAGAUUGCCUGGCCGUACGUUCGCCGGUAUUACGGUCCAAGUGGAUACUCGGCUCUGAAUCGAAUCGCUCGCGGCCGAUUCAAGCUUUUCCACAACAUGGCGGGAGACGUUUUUACUCUGUUUGUCGUAAUCACCCUGACCGCUGCAGAGCUCCAAAAAUUUUUCAAUACGACGGCGCAGCCAAUUAAUACCAACUUCACCUGCGCCGGCCGCCCGACUGGUUACUACGCCGACGUACCGUCGAACUGCAGGAUUUACUACAACUGCGAUGACCAGGGCAACAAGUUUUCUUAUCUCUGUCCCGAGAUGACCGCCUUCCGGCAAGAGGCUCUGAUCUGCGAUCACGCGUACCUCGUUGACUGCCAGGCGGGAGCUCGGCUCGGCAAAAUGGCCCACGAACCUUCAACCUCGUCAGAAUUCACCUCGACUACGACGCAACCUAGUCGAUGGAUGACGGGCAAUCUCUUCCGCGGUUUUUCAUCCGAGAAGAACUCAACGGUCCGUAAGGAGGUCAACACUGGACGGUUCCAUUUUGGUACAGUAAAUUCACCCGAGCGGUCUAACAAUUCGAACACGGUUCCAAGCUGGGCGGACGAUCGGAGAACACAGCAAGUUUCAAGCACAGAAAGGUUUUCAGGGGAAAAAUUCGGAGUUUAUAAUAAAUUUCCCUUCGGUUACCAGACGUCCCACGUCAGCGAGAACUGGCAGAGCGACCACCGGCAGACGUUCUCCAAUCUGCCCAUACAAGCUCGAUUCGGUACCUACUUCGACGAACAGAUAAAGAGCAAGCCAGCAUCUCCUCGAGUUCGGUCAGGCGAAGAUCAGCUCACGAUGAACUCGAGAGAACAACGCAUCGAGUCGACGACGUCACGUUUCCCCUUUGGAUAUACGCGGACCAUGGAAUCCCACUUCAGCUUUCAAAACAGCAAUUAUCCUCGUUGGGACAAAGUGGGUGCCAAGUCCACUCAGACUCCUGGCCGACCGUCCACGACGACCCCGACAACGCCCUUGACCUCGGAAUUUCCCCAACGCGAUUAUACGGCAUCCUUGAAACCGCUUGUACCCAACGUCCUGGAAGACGAUCCUUACUAUCCCACCGAAACCGGGACAACGACGGAAAUAUAUUACACUCCCAGUGAAGAUAACAACGUGCUACCACGAGCUUUGACUGCCCCGAACUUUCAGCCUCCUCUUGUUGGCGUGUAUUUCAAGGUACCCGAUGUGUGGCCGGAUCUUAGUACUAUCGACGAUAUCGUAGAUCGAAGAAAACUUUUCUACAUACCAAGGACCAAUAAUUCCUGAUAAUUAUUCCAAAGUUUGCUCACUCUUCAAGGUGUCGAUAAAGCAUCAGUAAUUAAUUUUAAUUCACGAAAUAUUCUCACUUACAACAAUAUAAGCACGAUAUCAAAAUAAACCAUCAGUGUUAUCAUCGAACCACAUAAGCCCA